Podarcis lilfordi (Lilford's wall lizard) is the source of this 17709-nucleotide messenger RNA. NCBI's taxonomy places the organism in Eukaryota, Metazoa, Chordata, Lepidosauria, Squamata, Lacertidae. The record is from the annotation of a GenBank genome assembly.
CUCCCUCAGCGCCUCCUCCCCACUCUCCUCUCCCCGCCAAGUGCUCGCGCGCGCGCCGCAGCACUCGAAGAGGCGGGGCACUGGGAGAGGGCGGGCCUUUCUGGGAGGCUCGAAGGCGGCGUUGCCAAGCAACGCGAAGCUGGCAGGAGGCGGGCGCUGGGAAGCGGGAGAGAGAGUGUGAGUGAGCGCGCGCGGGAGGGCGCAGUUCGCCAUGGGAACCGGUGGUCAAUUCAGUGAGUCGCGCGCGCGGGGGAACCGAAUCGGGCGGGUUCAUUUUGCCUUUCCAUGCACUUCUCUCUCUCUCUCUCUCUCUCCCCCGCCCCCGCGCACACAACAAAGCGCCUGGUUUUGCCCCCUCGCAAAUGUUACAUGGUACAUAAUUUUUAAGUCCUGGGUUUCGAACGCCACUUGGAAGUCACACACGCAUCAGACCCCGAGGCUAAAUCGCAGGUGCACGGGUUAAUUUUUUGGUGGCGCUGGUGUACUCUGCGCAUGGUCAGAGGGCAUACCGCAGUCUCGGCCCUAGAAGCUCCGGUUCGAAUUAAGACACACCCGCCUUUCCCUUUUUCGCUCACCUGUCGGGGGCAAUUCCUCCGACGAGACGUGGGGAAGGAAAGGGACACCCUCGCCCUCCAGAUUUCCGAAGGAGGGGUGAGGGGCAGCCAUGGUCACAGAAUCGUCGUCGUCGUCAUCAUCAGAUCACUGACCACCAUCAUAAUAAGCUGAGAGGGUCCAUAUAGUGCUGAGGAAGUUCACUCAGGAUCGGGGACCUUCUAAAACGGGAUAAGUCACCAGUGCGCCUAGUUUUUCUUCUUCUUCAUGUCCUACAUGUGUGAGAAUCUCGCUUUGUAAACAAAACGUCCCUCCAGACUUAGAGGUUAAUCCCUUUCCGUCUGUGAACAAGGCAUUUAUUUCCACAGUAAUAGGGUCAGGAAAGUCCUUUUGACCUUAGCAGGACUCUUUGCUAGGAUCCUGGCAACAGACUGUUGGCACAGAUUGAUAUUGGAGUAAGUUUUAGGCACUUCUUGUUGGCCUUUGUCUGUUUCGAGAGACAAUGGAGUGCACCUCCAGGGGGUGAAGUCAAACGGCUGCGUUAGGACUGAACUGACGCCCCCCAGGGCGCAAGUCUGGGAAGUGUGUAUGGAGGUCCUGGGAUGUGGGUGGCACUGUGGUCUAAACCACUGAGCCUCUUGGGCUUGCCAGUCAGAAGGUCAGCAGUUCGAAUCCCCACGACGCGGUGAGCUCCCAUUGCUCUGUCCCAGCUCCUGCCAACCUAGCAGUUCAAAAGCAUGCUAGAUACAUAGGUAUCUGCGGCGGGAAGGUAAAUGGUGUUUCCGUGCGCUCUGUUUUCUGCCGCGGUGAUCUGUUGCGCCGGAAGCGGUUUAGUCGUGCUGGCCACAUGACCCAGAAAGCUGUCUGCAGACAAACUCUGGCUCCCUCGGCCUGAAAGCAAUAUGAGCACUGCAACCCCAUGGUCACCUCUGACUGGACUUAACCAUUCAGGGGUCCUUUACCUUUACCUGGGAUGUCCAGAUGAUAAGACCCCCCCCACUCUUGGCCUUGCUGCUGUGGUCCAAACAAAGGCUGUGCAAUGCAUUUGUGGCACCAGGUUGGCUGCAGGAGUUGCCAGAAGGAGGUGUACAAGAUGCUAUCCGACAGUCUUCGUGACUCCACACUGGAUUUGUGUAGGGUUUACUCCUGAGCCUUUUCUUCUCCCAAAGAUAUCCCACAGAGCAGUGGAGGUUCAGGAUUAGAGUUUUCCUUCUUCUAAAUUCCCAGGUGGACAAGUCCCAUCUGCCCAUCACUUCCCUCUCUACAGCAUGCGCAGAAACCACCUUGUUGACCGUUGGGCCCAGUAUCGGUCUUAUCCUCUCAAUCUGUCAGAGCCUGUCUUCACAUGCAGGGGAAGUCCCUAACUCAGCAAGGGUUUGAGACCCAGUCGUAGCCAUUGUGUGGCCACUGUUGCAUGCUGACAGCUUCUAGGAGCCCCCAAUGAGAGUUGAGUGCACUGACUUGAGCUUCUUGGGGAAAACGCAGGUUAAAAACAUACAAAAUAAAUGUCAUUAUGUUUCAGGGAAGACUUGCCAAGAGAUUUGUUGCUACCAUUAUACAAUGGGGGAAACCAAAACUAUGGAACCUCGUAAGAUUUUGCGCCAGGUCCUGUCACACUGAGAAUGUUUGUGCUGUUCUGGAUUUAGAAUGUGUUUUAUAAAAACCAGAUGACAGAAUGAAGGGAAGUUGAUGGCUUGGUCCAGCUAAAAAUUUAUAAAGGGGGAUAUGAUGUUAUAAUAAUGUUAAAAAUGGAAAAGCAAUAAAAAUAUUAUAAAAAAUAGAGAAUGUUUGUGCUGUUCUGCAGAGCCCAAGGCAGGGCAGAGCAAACUUUUUAAGAAAAGUAUACAAGAUGACCCCCCCCCCAAGUUUGCUUUCUCUUAUCCUAUUUUGAGCCCUUGUUAGUAAAAGUUUUCAAUUGCCUGGAAAUGUGUAUGUAUGUAGCCAACAGCAUAUCUGCUUGUUUUCAAAUGUUGGAUUAGUGGUAUGUGUAGACAUCAGGCAUCUCUUUUUUUUUUGCCUCCUGUUUCAAAUCAAGCCUCUCAACUGUUUGGAGCCUGGCCAAGAUCAGGCAAAGUGUAGAAGGUGCCCUUCAUAACAAGAGGCCUUUGAAAGCUUCUGGCACUGUGCUUUCCCAUAAAGGUAAAUGUGGGUAGUAUUAAAAAUCAGCAUGAGAUGUUCCUCUUAAGAAUAGAACCUUAAAGGAUUAGAUUGUAGCUUCUGAAUCUCUUAUUUUUGAUGGCUGAAUGAGGCACAAGUAGUAAUUAUUCUGUGGUCCCCACAAUCUCCCAAGCCUGGGCAUUUACUCCUAAUUUAAUCAUUUAUUCCAGAAAGCAAGAGUUUGAAAGAAAGAAAUGGAGCUAACCAGUGAGCCUUUGCCUCAAGAAAGUAGAAGCGAGACCAUUCUCCAAACCAUCUCAAAGGUCCAGAUUUCUGAAUCAGGAGAGUUCAAACCUGACCCAGGUAAUUAUUAUUCAUUAAAUUUGUAUACUGCCCUUGAUCUGUAAAUCUCAGGGUGAUUUACAGCAUACAAAUACACUACAAAAACACUGAAUACAUAAUAAGAACAAGAACAAAACAAACCAGUAACACACACCCCAACCUCCCACAAACACAUUUAAAAGGACCUAGGAUGUUAGUCAACCAAAGUCCUGGUUGAAGAGGAACUUUUUCACCUAGCACCCAAAUAUAAUGAAGACCCUGGUGCCUAGGCUGUUCGAUUUUUCAUUCCAUAUCCCAUGGAUGGAAUCAUUAAAAAAAAAUCUGUUCACAGUAGUUGGCUGGGGCUGAUGAGAGUUGGAGUCUCACAACAUCUGGAGAACAGAUUCCCAUCUCUGCUGUGAAGUAACACUCCUUCGCACUGCAGCUUCUGAGCUGAAUGGAAGCAUAUUUUUUAGUAGAGAGGUGAUGUUGCUGCUUCUUUACUUCAUCUGUUGCGGUGUAUAAGCAAUGUAUAUAGCCACACACAUCCUUUUUAGUUGCAGCCUCUAGCCCACACCCAGGGUGAGGAUGAAUGAAGGGAAGAGAUGGUGCUUGUGCGUUUGUGUGAAUGGAUGUGUGUGUGUGUGUGUGUGUGAGAGAGAGAGAGAGAGAGCGAGCAUGAAUGAGGAGUAUCCCACACCCACCCACUUCUUGCUUUGGUCCCACUUAUCGCCACCAGUAUUGCAGCCCUUAGCUCUGAAAAGGCUGUCUACCUCUGGCUCGUGGGAUCUGCUACUACUUUCCUAAACACAUGGAAGAAAAGAACCUCAGGUUAACAAGGAGCUUUGUUCCUUGAUCUUAAUUUUGCUUCAAGGUCGGAUUUAUUUUCCAGGAACAUUUUGAAAUCAUUCAGGCACAUUGACACAAAGAGGGCAAUCUGUGCAUUGUGUGCAUGGGCCUGCUUUCAGGAUUGGGCCCCUCAGGUGCCAAGGAGUGUUGUAGAUUUUUUUAAAUAAAAAGAAUACACACACGGUGAAUGCUGGGUUUGUUCAGCAAGCAUAUUUCCUGGCAGAUGGUGUGGUCAGCUUUGAUAUUCCUGUGGAUAUGGCUGUUGAAGGUAAGGGGGCUGAAUUUUGGCUCUCCUUCUCCCCAGUUUAAUCAGCACUGUAAAAAUUGACUGUGCCAUCUGUAUAGCUGGUACUCGCUGGCAGAAACUGUUGUGUACGGUGAUCUUUGGAUUGGGGCCACUUACUCUGGCUGCAAGCCCCAAGUUGUAUUUCGCAGGAUGCAUGCAGACAAUAUCAAAAGAAGUCCGAAGAGUGUUUAAUGCAGCUUGUAGUGUAGCAAAACAAGAACUACGUCAUCUCAUAGGUGAUGAUAAUGUAAUGAAGAUUGUUUCAACGUUUCAGGAUCAAAUACUAUUUUUGUUUUUUAAACAGAGAUUUACAGUCACGAGCAUCUGCUUUCAAGGGCUGAAUUGUUACUGGAAAAGCGGAUUAAAAAUGGAGAUCCUUUGGCCUCUUUUCUCAGAGGGCAGAUGUAUUUUGAAGAGGUGGGACUUUGCGCACACACCAUAUACAUACAUGAAGAAGUUUGAAAUUGUGUUGAACAAGUAUCAGUGUUGAAAUGUGGGAUUAAGAAUUCAGAUGUCAAUAUGUUAGGAAAAUUCACAACCAUUUACCAGGUCAGAUUGGUGUAAUAUGCUCAAACUGGCACGUUUUCUAACUGCUGUAAGGGGAGAAAAUUUAAGGGGAAUCUUCCUGUCCUGCCAGGAAGAUGCAGAAUUUCAAGUUUAUUCAUGCUUUUAUAUUGCUCAGGACUUAUAUUAUUCUAUUCAGGCUUUACAUCUUUAUUUUUAUUUUACUGAUUUCAAUUGGGCCCAACAAUUUAAGGGGCAAUCCAGUGAUUUGCCAGAGAGAUUCAGAAUUUUAUGUUGUUGUAUGUAGUUUUAUUUGGGUCAGUUUUAUUUAUGUAAACUUAUGUCAUUUUUAUGCAGAUCUGUAGUUUGCUAACAUUCAUGCUUUGUGAUGUCCAAUGGCUAGAUACAAAUGAAGAAAUUGAAAUCCAUUUAGGACUCCAACCAUUUGUCCAGUGAUCCUUUGUGGCUCAGUGGGAACCCCGAUAUCAACUCAGGCUUGUCCAGUGACCUCAGUGAAGGAAACUGCUCUCUGUACACAGCCCAUCACAAAAGCACACACAAAGUUUUGGGUUCAUGUGACUUGUUCUUUCCAGUGGUUUCUUCCCAAGAACCUCUCUUCUGUAGUGCUUGCAUUUUUUUUUAGGGGAGCAAGCAGAGAACCUGGCCCGUUUAGCAGGAGAACAAAAACAGCCAGUUCUUAUUCCAAGGUUCUCUGCUGAAAGUGACACGCAUCUCUCAUGGCUUGGAUCCAGGCAUUCCACGUGUUUUAUUAAACAGUUCGCAUAAUUUCCAUAUUCCAGGAUGUCUAGUGACAGUUUCUGGAUUGGAUUUUAUAUUUUACUUACAAUAUUUUAUGUUAAAAUGACACAAUUGUAUCCCAAAGGCUUCAGUAGCUAGAUUUAAUCCUGAGUAUUUGAUCUCUCGUCGUUUCUUGCACAGGGAUGGUAUGAAGAGGCACUGCAGCAGUUUGAACAAAACACAGAUUUUCAGUCCAUGUAUCAACUAGGCGUAAUGUACUAUGAUGGACUGGGGACCCCACCAGAUCCUGUAAGUUGCAACCAGAUUGGUUCCCCCCUUUGGUUAUUCAUUAGGUAACAACUUUUCUUACUUAAUAGCAUGAAUUUCAAAGAUGCAGAUUAAUAAGCAAAUGUCUGAAGCAUAACAUCAUUGGGCAGAGCAAAUCGGUGGAGCCAGAAAGCAGAGGAUGCUUCUAGACUGUUAGCGUUUUCAGGUGGCAAAUUCAGUCACUGAUAAAGUCAGGUUGUGCAAUCAUAGUUUAUUGGGGGGAUCUUGCCCCCCCAAAACACCCAAUUCUGAGAGCGCUGUGCUUUUUAUUUAUUAAAUUUCUAUACCAUCCAUCUGAGAAUCGGAGAACAACUUACAAUAUAAAAAACACAAAAAUGCAUACCAUAGUAACAAACAAAAGCAAUAACCCAGCCCCACACAAUUUAAAAAGCCAUAGAUUGUUUUGCCAAAGGCCUGGGAACGAAGAGGAGGGCUAUCCAUGGAAAAGGUGGUCUAAAAUAUUCUAUGGCCUCUGAGAGGCCCUACUGAGGAUCAUAGGAAUGUGCCCUAAAUAUGGUAGGCAGAGUCCAAUAUUGUCACAGAGAGACUUUCCUGGUGCUCUUGUUAUGAUCUUUUGGGUGCUAAGUAAAAAUAAUAAUAAUAAUAAAAAUUAUCUGUACAAGCCUUUUUUAAAAAUCAGGCUCUCAAAGUCAGACUUGUAAUUUGCUGUACAUUUGUGCUGCUGUCUUGGUUUUAUAUUUUCCCCCACUCUACUGGUAAAAAUAAUUUUAUGCAGCAACUAAUUGUUUUUGACUUUUUAAAAUAUUGCAUUGUCUUCUUUUUGUGAGCAGCCUGGAGAACAUGGGUGGCUUACAUAGAUGCUAGGUAGUAUGCAAUGCUACUACAGCGGUACCUUGGUUCUCAAACAAUCCGUUCCGGGAGUCCGUUCAAAAAUCAAGGUGCGGCUUCUCAUUGGCUGUAGGAGCUUCCUGCAGUCAGGUGGAAGGUGCGUCGGACAUUCGGCUUCCAAAAAACGUUUGCAAACUAGAACACUUACUUCCAGGUUUGCGGCGUUUGGGAGCUAAAACGUAUGAGUACCAAGGCGUUUGAGAACCAAGGUACCACUGUAGUCCUAUCCCUGAGUGCUGCAUUCAUGCUAGAGCCAGAUGUUUGCAUAUGUGAAUUCUGAUACAAGGUUUUUUUUUAAAUAAAAAUAAAAAUGAAGAAAUUUAUAUGCUGCCCAAUUAAGUUUUAAAAGCCAAUUACUGUAUUACGUUUCUACAAUUGCAGGUCAAUCUUAAUCAUAUGAAAUAUUUCCUAAUGUCACUAGAGGGCAAUAUAUUUGUUACAUUGUGGGGUGGGGUGGGGGUCAUUGUAAUAUCCAAAGGAAAUGCUGCACCUGAAACCAAAUGAAAGAAGCAGAUAAAAUUGUGAGAAAUCAGGCACACUAUGCAUCUGGUUACAAUUUACCAAACCCUUUUUGUUUUACUCGGAUUUGUACUUGUAAAAAAACCUUUCUUCCCACAAACUUUUCCCCCUGGUAACAAACAGUUACCCCCUUGGUAACUGCUACAUUUAGUGGAAUGUUAAUGUUUUUGUUAAGUUUGCCAAUAUGGAUUUCAUAUGCUGUGUUUGGUAGAGUUUUGUUAUGCUGUGUAUUUUUGCUGUUUUUUGUCACCUACAGCAAAAGGGAAUUGAAUAUAUGGAGAAGAUUAUCAACUCCAGUUCCCCUAAAGCAAGACAUUUGAAGUUUGCUGCUGCCUACAACCUUGGAAGAGCUUGCUACGAAGGAUGUGGAAUUGAGAUUUCAGAGAAAGAUGCUGAACGGUAACCUUCACGAGACACCUGUGUGAUGUGGAUGCACUUUUGAGAAAGGUCACAUGCGUUAAUGCCCCUUUCACGCACGCACGCACGCAUCAGUCUUUGCCUCGUCACACCACAUAGCUAUUUUACUGGUAGGAAAUGUGCAUUUUCUCAGCACGGAGACGAGGGCUCAGUCUGCCAUUUUUCCAGGUUCCCACUUCAUUGUAAUUGCAUCUGGACACUGCAAUAUAGAACAGCCCUAAAGCAGGAGUGGAGAACCUUUGUUGUUGUUGUUUUUCACUUGUCAAAGCCAGUAUUCACUUAGGAGUAAUCUGUCAGGUGCCACUGGUGGGCAGGGACAGAGCCUCUUCAUCCGUGCAUGCUAUCACCUUUUAAAAUACAUUUCAUUCCCUUCUCCAUCACCUCCACAUAAUGGGUUUGGCUGCCAAGAGAUGGAACAACAGAUUAAUUUUGCCAGAGGUCUGAGCAGAUAACUUACAGAGCGCUUUUUAACUCUCCACCUUCCAUUGCUUCAUCUGUCAUGGGCUGGAUCUAGACACAUCAAAGAAGCAUUUCAGUUUAAAGCAUUGUAAAUUUAAACAGGGAAAACAGGUAGAGAAAAACGGGACUCCACGUCGCUAUUGUGACACAAUGUUGUAUCGCACAUAAAGGUAAAGGGACCCCUGACCAUUAGGUCCAGUUGCGUACGACUCUGGGGUUGCGGCGCUCAUCUCGCUUUAUUGGCCGAGGGAGCUGGCAUACAGCUUUGGGAUCAUGUGGCCAGCAUGACUAAGCUGCUUCUGGCGAACCAGAGCAGCGCACGGGAACGCCGUUUACCUUCCCGCCGGAGCAGUACCUAUUUAUCUACUUGCACUCUGAUGUGCUUUUGAACUGCUAGGUUGGCAGGAGCAGGGACCAAGCAACGGGAGCUCACCCCGUCGCGGGGAUUUGAACCGCCGACCUUCUGAUCAGCAAGCCCUAGGCUGCGGUUUAACCCACAGCGCCACCCGCAUCCCAUAUCACACAUACAAUGCACAUAAAUCGCUUUUUCUUUACCAGUCUAGCUCUUUCCAUUGCUUCUCCCUUUCCCUUUAUUCUAGCCAUGGGUUACCUAUACCUGUUUUAAGAGGAACAGGCCAACCAUGCCACUCAUGUUUUCCUAUGUCUUCCAGUUUAUGGUUUAUUGCUGCAGACCACGGGAACCCAAAAGCAAGUGUAAAGGCUCAAACAGCCCUUGGGAUGCUGUAUUCAGCAAAGCAUCGAAAGGAUCUGAAAAAGGUACGUGUCCUGCUUUGGCUUACAUCACAAAUCUUGAUUCAGGUGUGCUGUCCAGUUAAAUGAGGCUGUUGUGAUUUAGAUGUGGCAAGAAUCAAGGGAGUAGUACAAAAUACUUGUGCAUCCACAACUGGUUUGCAAUGAAAGGCUGCCAAGCAAUUUAAGGCGUUUCUUAAGUACCUGAUGCCUUUUGAGAUGCAGCACUUUUUGCCAGGGGGGAGAAAGUUUUACAGCAGCACUGACCCUAAUCUGCUUGUAGCUGUAGGCAACUAGGCAUGUGUAAGAGCUAUUGCAGGGGUCAGCAAACUUUUUCAGCAGGGGGCCAGUCCACUGUCCCUCAGACCUUGUGGGGUCUAUAUAUUUUUUUUUGGGGGGGGGGGAUGAACGAAUUCCUAUGCCCCACAAAUAACCCAGAGAUGCAUUUUAAAUAAAAGCACACAUUCUACUCAUGUAGAAACACCAGGCAGGCCCCACAAAUAACCCAGAGCUGCAUUUUAAAUAAAAGGGCACAUUCUACUCAUGUAGAAACACACUGAUUCCCAUACUGUAUGCAGGCUGGAUUUAGAAGGCGAUUGGGCCGGAUUCGGCCCCUGGGCCUUAGUUUGCCUACCCAUGAGCUAGUGGCUCUCUGUGAAGCUACAUCUCCAUUUGCAUCAAAAGAUGAUCCAGCCAUUAUGACACUGAUGAGAACAGUAUCCAGCUGCACGUUUGCAGUGCAUGUAGAAGACUGGUUGUACAGGCAAAUCCUUCUUGCUUGAUUGAGAAAAAAAAUACCUAUUAUCUUUUCUCUAUGUGAAUAGGGUCUCCCCUCAAACAUGCUUGGUAUAUUAAACCAUUUAGAAGAGCUAGCUUUUACUACCUUUCAGAAUAAACUAAGAGACACAGUAGCCUUUCACCUUAUCUGAAUUUAGGGUACCGGAUACCCAUAUCACUUAUGAUCGUUGCCACUGCAAGAAGUGAAAUGUGUGGUUCCCCCCCCCCCCCAGCCAUUUGCGUCCCUGAGUUUUCAAGCAAAACACACUUCCCCCAUUUAAACCAAAUAUUCUUGCCUUAGCUUUCAAAUACCCAGGAGAAAGAAGGAUCCAAUUUGCAGCAAUAUAAACUCAAAUAAUUCCCCCCCCCCCAAGAAACUGAGCCACAGCAAUUAUGAGAAUAGUUUAAUGUACUGUUGUAUACUACCCUGCAAUCGGUGGAUGAAGGGCAGUGUAGAAAUAAAAUGAAGAUGAUAGCAGCACUACAAAGAAAAAGAAUGAAGUUGUACGCUGGCAAAAGCAAAAUUCACUUUCGACCCUUUGACAUUUGUGGCCAGGUUUGCGUAAUGAAACACUAAUGAGCUGCGUGGGUUGGCACAUCAGACUUGAAUCUCAUGAUAACAGCAUUAGUCAUUUGAAGGAAGGCUUGAACAUCCUGGGGUAAUUUAACAACCAGUCUUUUCUUAAUGCCAUGAGCUCAACAUUUCAAAAAACAAGAAGCCAUUAAAUAUCAGAGAAGUUCUGCAUUUAUAACUAAGCAAAACAUCUGGCAGGCUGUAAAUAGAAACAUUGGCUUGCUCUUUUUAAAAGACUGUGUUCUAAGAUUAAGUGCUCAAACACACUUCCACUUGUCCCACUGCUUUCCCCCAGGAAAACGUGCUGUUUACUGCUGAAUCAGAACAAAACGUCAAUUGGGUUUUCUGCGGAUCAACAUUUGUUCCGAUUCAACAGCAAGUUUUCCUAGGGAAAGCAGCAGGGCAGACAAAGAACCUCUCGUACCAAUGCCUAUCAAGCACAGGGCAAGCAGAAGUCUGGUGGACAAUCCCCAAGAGUCUAUAUUGCAGUUGGUAGCUGCCCAUACACUACGUCAGAAGUGCUGGCGUGUUCACUACCAUUUUCACUGCCAUUUAUGCAUAUGCCUAAAUUGGUAAUCGCCAACAUUGUUGGGACCGUGAACAAGCGUGAGAAACUGUCACGGGCACCACAUAUAAACUCUGCAACCAAGGCCACACCACAACCUGUUCUAUGGGCUGCAACAGAAUGUUUCUUUCAAGCCUGAUUUCAGCCAGGGCAGGGGACCCCGUAGGCGUCAGCAAAAGCCCCUGUGGGAACCACAUUGGUAUCCCCUAGUCUAUGUAAUCCUGCCAACCUAGCAGUUCCUGCCAACCUAGCAGUUCGAAAGCACGUUAAAGUGCAAGUAGAUAAAUAGGUACCGCUCCGGCGGGAAGGUAAGCGGUGUUUCCGUGCGCUGCUCUGGUUUCGCCAUAAGCAGCUUAGUCAUGCUGGCCACAUGACCCAGAAAAACUGUCUGUGGGCAAACAUCGGCUCCCUCAGCCAGUAAAGCGAGAUGAGCGUCACAACCCCAGUCGUUUGCGACUGGACUUAACUGUCAGGGGUCCUUUACCUUUUUUAGGCUAUGUAAUAAGAGAGCCCUCAAAUCAGUUGGUUAAAGUGCCAAUAACAUGUAAUUUAAUGGCCAUUAUAUUAUGCUGAUUACAAGUCUACAUCUCUGCCUAGCCAGUGAGGCUGCUCAUAAGCGUAUUUUGUACAGUACCCAUUCAACCAUGUUGCCACUAUAUAUGUUUCAAAAUCCCAUUCUUUCUCCUACAGGCCUUCUUUUGGCAUUCAGAAGCUUGUGGAAAUGGGAGCCUGGAAUCACAGGGCAUCCUUGGUCUUAUGUAUUUUUAUGGGCACGGUGUACGUCCAAAUUUAAAAGCUGCUCUGGAGUGCCUGACUGCAGCCUCAGAUCGUGGGAAUGUCUAUGCUAAAGGUCACUUGGUGGAAUAUUACUACAAAAGGAAAUUUUUUACAAAAGCAGCCGACUUUGCCAAAAGGUAAAUUAAUUCAUUAGUAAUUCAAGUGGAAGCUAAUGAUGAAAACAAAGGCAUUAUUAGAUCAGUUCCCAAAGAACAGAUACAUAGAAAUAUGGUACCUUUUAAUUUUUGUGUUGCUGAUCUUAAAAAAACAAUUCUGCUUGUUGGAACUAAAUUUCCUCUCUGCUUGACUCUCCUUGCUUUCUCCAGCAAAAGGGAAAGACAGUGGGGGGGGGGGAGAGAGAGAGAAUCAGUUUUAUGUUUUGCCCUUAAUAUCCACUAAAUUCAGGAUACUAGAUUUUAAGUGGGAGGAACACAUGAGUUUACCCAGGAAAGGCAUAAUUAUCUAGUUCAUAUCUGGUGAGGCAUGGUGGUAGGACAAUUUUCUUCAUGUCACUAUUCAAUAAAGACUUAUUUUACUUUCCAGAUUGCAUGUUCAAGUGCUAAUCUUCUAGCUCAAGGGUUUUUUCAGCAAUACAUCCAGCUUCAGUUUUAAAGCACUUGGAUGGCAUUUGAGAAUGGAGAAAUGAUUCAGCACUCUCAUUUUUGCCUUAAUGGUUUUGCUAAAUGAUGUCCUAGAACUUUGGGAAAUAGCUACCAUUCCACUUGUUCCUACCUGGUUUGUGACAAGAAUGAUACAUCUAACCUUUUGCCUAAUGGUGCCUGUCUAAGCAUGCUCACUCAGAAGCAAGGCUCACUAUGUUCAGUGGGGCUUACAUCUAGGAAAGUGUACAUGGGUUUGCAGCCUAUAUCUGACAUUUCUGGGAAGAGUCUGACUCUGGAGACGAGGGAAUGCAGUCACAGACUGAGCAGGAGUGGGUUAGUUCGGCUCCCCUUCAUCAAGAGUUCCCAGACUCAGAUAGAGCAGCAGAUUCAGAAGGCUUGCAGGCAGAGAGAAGGGAGGAGUAGGUGACAUUGAGGGGAUUGCUAUGCAACCAGGAGGGAGGCAGCGUUUAGAGGACUCUUCUUUUGAGGGAGGGGGGAGUCCACCCACCUUGUCCCCGAACCAGAAGAGCUGAAAGUAUAAGAGAGGAAGGACUGGACUAUGGCACCCUUCAUGCUGCGAAAGGGUGACCAACUCGUAGCUAAGAGCGGCAGGCUCGGAGAUGCUCUCUGGGUGUUAAUUGUAAAUAAACAUACCAUAAAACUGCCAGAGACUCAUUAAUUCUUAUUGGAGCUUGCUUGCUUGCCUGCCUGAGAUCAUUACAACAAGUCACUAUACUACUGUGAAAUCUUUGGGCCAAAUUCAACAUUACAUUAUUCACAUUGCCUGGCCUUGUACAGCUGAUUUCAUUUUUUGUUUAACCCAGUAGGGGCUGUGUCCCAACUUGCUCUGCUCACCAUUCCUCCACAUUUACUCCAAGUGGUUUCCCCUUCCCACCCCAUGCAACUACUAAGCCUGGUUUUCACCACCACAACCCCAUUUCUGAAGCCACUUAUCUAUUCCUUUCCGCAGCCCUGCUCUGCACCUGGUUUUGCCUUCACUGCCAUGUCCAUUUGUGGGCUCUGCGUCCUUUUUCUCUCACACAGGAGACAGCUGAAGAAUGGAAGAGGGAGAUGUUUGAGUACAAUGAGAAGGGAGGGACCCUGAGAAGAGAGAACAUGCUGGUGUUCUGGGAAGGGAGAGCAGGGAGGAAGCCCCCAAUUAGGACUGGUACCAUAGUAGGGGGGAAGCCUUAUUUCCUUCUAACCUCCAGCAUGCUCUCAGUCUGGAUCACCACCUUCCCAUGUCAGUUAUUUGUUUAACACACAGCCAGACAAUUUGAACACCAUCGUGUCUGUAAGUUGCCUUGAGUCCCAUCAGGGGAAAAGGCGGGGUAUUAUAAUAAUAAUAAUAAUAAUAAUAAUAAUAAUAAUAAUAAUAAUAUCAUCUAGUCUGGCCCUUAAUUCUCCCAACUUAUAAUGAUUAGCUUGCUUUGCUAUGAGAUCACAACAAACUUCUAAUCUCCCACCUCCUUCUGACAGCAGCAGCAAUGCCAGCUUUUGCAGACCCUUCUCGUUCUAAUGUUGUUUUGACCAAGAGCAAAAGGCUCUUAGUAUUUAACGUCCCCUCCAUUUUUCCUGAAAACAGCAACAAAAGCCCUAUCAACACGCUUUUCACAUUCAGGCAAAUGAGAAUCAGAAGACAAGAUGCGUGGGGGCAGGGACUAUGACACAAGCCUGUCUCUGUUGCUGUUUCACAAGGAAUAUGGCUUUAACGACCCUUUGCUUGUCUCUUGGUUCAUUUGCAAAAAGUGGAGAAGGGGCAUGAGGAUUUUAGCACAAAAAUGCACCAACUAUACAAGUUAUUCCUGCUUCUUCCCUUAAACAUCAACAUGUAACGACGCUGUCAUGCUGAAGUUUGCGUGGCUGCUGGUAGGCCGCCACACCAACUCCAGUAUUUAAUAAAUAAAAAUAAAAACAAAUAAACAGGGCAAACAACAGGCAGGCGGGUGAGCAAACAAGCAGUGCAGUGGCAGGCAGCCCUGACAAAUUUAUUUAAUGGAGGGGGGAGGCGCAUCAGAGAGCUGUUUAGCAAGGCACUCUGAAGUACUUCCCUCCAGCUGUGUUAGCAUUCCAGAAAACUGCUCUUUAAAGCACCUCCCCAUUGCUUUAAAAGGGGUUAGCAGAAGGUGGGAGUAGAGAGGUGCUUUGUGCUAGCUGUGACUGCUGCGGAGGGAUAGCAAAGGGGUGGGUGAGGUGUAAAGUGAGAGGUUUGAUCAGAUGUGGAGGAAGAACAGUUGGCAAAGUCGUAAUGGCGGCCCCCCAGGGUUCUGAGAAUAACUAAACUUUUACUUUGUAUUGUGAAUCCAAACAGGACUGCAGAAAAUGAUGACGUUGAAAAGUUAGCAAAGGCAACAGACUGCAUUCCUUUUUAUAUAAAGAGAGGGCUUGCUAUGGCUUCCUUCUACUUGGCUAGAUGUCUCCAGUUUGGCCUAGGAACACAACAAGAUUUAGCAGCAGCUAAAAAUUAUUAUUCUAAGGUAAGUUGCUUUAACUCUGUUAGCUCUUUGAGGCGACAUUAUUUGGAUUGUCAUUCGAAAUACUUUUUUUAAAAAGUGUGUGUCCUCGUAGCUUUGUAAUGUAAGCUUUAUAUAAUACAAUGAAGGUAUAAAGUUCAUUUGCAAUUAUGGUCACUCUAAUUCAUCUUUGUGUUUAUAGGCAUGCAGGCUGGAUCCCGAUCUGGCUUCUGAACUUGAGCUACUGGCUAAUCAUGGGAGAAUUUAGAGCAUCGUUUUGAUGAAUCUGAGCAAGUUCCGGCAGUUUUGUCUGUAUAACGACAAAUGUCAGUUGUCGUUCAGCUUUUGAUAAAUCAUGGUUAUUAUUGCAAGCAUUUUAGGCACAUAAUGUUCUGAUUAUCUUCAUCUAAAAGAAAAGCAUUGUAUGAGUUACUUUCAGUGUUACGUAACCAUCAAGUUUUGGUCAACGUGCAUUAAGUUCAGAACUGUAGCUCUGUUACCUGGUAUCAGGGCGGGGUGCAGGACUGUCUCUCGCCGUUUCUGACAAUUCGCCAUGCUGACUGGGGCUGAUGGAAUCCAACAGCAUUAGGAAGGCUGUCCAACCCUAGUUUACUUAAUAAAAACUGCAUCGUUAAAUGCCUUUUUCAUUGCCUACAAAUACUGAAAAGUUUUCAAGGCCAGCUUAUUAAAUACCCCUCAAUUCUUAGAUAAUUUUUCUUAUUUCAGUCAUCAGUUGCAGCAAAAGAAUACUGUAAUUAAACAACUGAAACAUCUUUUAUAUAUAAAACUUUGCUGAAAAGUCCCAUAUCAGACCUUUCUAGUAUUGCUGAACAAUAGCACACCCUGGAGAUGCUGAAGCUUUACAAUUUAGUCACCGUCUGUUUGUCAAGACAUGCCUCUUGGGCAGCUGCAUGAAGCUGGUGAGCACUAAACCCUCUGCCCUGUGUAGGUUGGUACAUUGCAGAAUCAAAGUAAACCAUGAGCUCAGGCAUGUGGAGCUGAUCACUGACACACUGUGACACGUUGUGUGCAUUUGAAAUUGUACCAUAAAAGUCCCUUGCUACUCAAAAAGCUAUCGCGCAUUUUUCAAGGCAGUAGUGGCUAUGUUUUGAGCUGGGAAAGGAUUGAGGCACCCACUCAUGGAAAAGCAAAGUGGCUGUGCUGUGGCAUUUUUCUUUAGGAACAAGGAAUUGAAAAGGGAUGUUUUCUCCAUCUGUUAAGGUGUGGGAGACCCAAAAGCUUUUUGGGCCCAUUCAGGCUUUGGAAAUACCAUCACAUUUCCUAGCUGAACUAAAUUAAGUUUCAGAAAAUUCAAAAAGCAGGAAUCUCCAGCAGUGAAUUGGCAAGCUUCGCAUUAAAUCCAGUUGUUCUUUUACCAGUGCUUUAAAAAGAGCCACAUUUAGGGAAAUAGCUAUAUAAAUGAUAUCAAGAGAGGAUGAAAGGUUUAAGUCAACAGGUUAUUAGUAUAAUGGUUUAUGCAAUGAAUGCCAAGUCAUACAUUCAUGUGAUUUAUGACAACAUGAAAUCUAUGUUCUGCACCUUGCAGAAUCAGUGCAAUUCUCUCUGAAAGCAGCACUUUGACCCACUGAAAGUGUAGCUUAAUUAUGAAACACUACAGUUCAUUUUUGUUAUUUAUUGCUUACAAAGGCUCCAAACUAUGGGAAAUCUUUGGUAAAAAUAAAAACAAUAAAAUUUACACAAUAUCUUUACAUAUAUUGCACAACAAGGCUCUUCAAUACAACAAGAAAAUAGAGGAAUGUUCAUUAUCCUCAGCAAGGAAAUUAACUGUACAACAUUCAUUGGUAUACCACUAAAGCAAAAUGCCUUUCAUAAAUGUUUUAAAAUACUCUAUAGUUCUUAUACCUUAUAUUAACAUUUACAUUUCAAUCUGCAUCUUAAACAGAAUUAUUCAUGUAACAAGUUAAAUAAAAGCCAGAAACUACGCAGUGCUGGCAUUCUACCGUAUCGUCAGUUCUUUCAAGUCUUGUUUGCUCCAUGUAGAAUGUAAAAAGAAAAGAAAAAUACAAAUUUGCAGUAGUCCUCAGCCAGCCCUCUGUGGAAAAGAGGGAAAUAAGUUACAUGUCUGCUUUUAAGAACAGACAUGUCUCUAGUAAUUCACUUGUGCAGAUUCAAACCUGAGCUGCUUUAAGCUGCUCUAAAUGAGUUCGCAACUCAGGACACAGUUCAAUUAGCAGCAAUUCCAAUAACACCUGGAAAAGAAGAGAGAUUAAAAGUGUUUUCCCCCUCUUUCUGAACCGGUAAUUACAAACGUGGAUAGCAAGUCAUUAAUAGGUGCAGAGAUCAAGCCCACACACCCUGCCCCCAAGGGCUACCACAUGGACCCCACAGUGGUCAAUUCAGGAACAAGAGGCAUACAUGGAAGGAAGCAAUUACUGUAAAGUCCACAGAUUAUUGUGGGGCCCUUUACGCAGAGUGGCUGUCCAGUAAAAGCCUUUUCUAAGGUAUUAUACCUGGUUCCACAAGAUCUCGCUGGAAGCUGCCACGCAACUCCGGCGGUGGGCAGGGCACAGCCCCAUGAGAUUCCACCACACCAGGUGGCUGCUUCAGGCUGCCUCAUGGGUGGGCUUGGCCCUGUCUGGAAGGCUACAGGUUGUCCACUAUGUACUAUGGUUCAUUGGUUGCUUUUUAAAAAAACAAUUUGCACAUCUGACAGUUGUAGAACCACACAUGGAAAAAUGCUCUUGGUAGCUCUCUGGGGAGGACCAAAUCCUUAUUAUUCAUCAAUGUUUACUGGCACAUACAGGGCUCUGCACAGAUUUUCACAUACCUACGAAGACCUCAAGGAUUAGUAAAUUUAUCAGGUUUAGAUUAUCCCUCUUCCUCCCAGUCUAAACCAAAAUCUCAAGGCACAGACCUUCAAGGGGAUUUUAUCUCCCAAAUUCCACAUUUCCCUCAGUGGAUCUCGCCCAUCCCUGGUUAAAACAAAUUCUGCAGAUAAUUCUAAAAGGUUAGAGGAUAAAACAGCUACUGUUGCAGGCCAAAGGGUAAAUGCCAGAAACUAACACCAAAAAUCCAAAUUCUGAGGUCUGAAGGAAGAGUAAUUUUAAGUAACAAACCCAUGCAAUAAUGUGCUGGUAACUCACAUAAAGAAGAUGCUUAUUGGCCUUGGUUUCUUGAAGUGCAUUGAAGACUUUGAUUACACCAUGGCGAGCAUUUUGCUGACCAACGAGAUUCUGUAGUGUAUCUGGAAGAAAAGAUAUUUAAUUUUGGUGACGUAUCUGCUAAUGUGUUUUAAGAAAUUCCAAUGAAUUAAAUAUAUAUAUGCAAUGAGC